CAAAAUAGUGGUGAAACCAAUGGAAAACCUUUUCAAUUUAUACGAAUUCAUGAAAAUAUUGUCAUAUUUUUCGGAAUUCUAUUCACAAAACCCAUUGCAAAGAGUGAAUGCACUGGACUUCACAUUCUCUUGUCAUCAACUGUUGGAAAGGGGUAGCAAUGAAGAGACCGUUUUCGGCACCGGAGGUAAACUCCUGCAGUCACUGAUGAGACUCAUGAAAAACUUAAGCGGCCUACAAUACCUGUCCCUACGGGAGCUACUCCUGGAGCCCAACGAAGCUCAAUACCUAUUGGACGACGUGGCCAUCAAUUGUUGUCAAACUCUAUUGACAUUAAAAGUGCUCAACUGCUCCAAACAGCCCUACCCUAUACUACAUGUCGGUGUGUUCAUUAACUUAAAGACCCUGGUCAUUUCUCCACAG
This is a messenger RNA of Oppiella nova, 421 nucleotides long. Lineage: Eukaryota; Metazoa; Arthropoda; Arachnida; Sarcoptiformes; Oppiidae. The record is from the annotation of a GenBank genome assembly.